Molecule: messenger RNA, 824 nt
Organism: Camelina sativa (false flax)
Lineage: Eukaryota; Viridiplantae; Streptophyta; Magnoliopsida; Brassicales; Brassicaceae
Source: RefSeq, a predicted model, not a curated record
AAUCAAAGAUCAAAACUCAUCACAAACAAUACCACAAAGCAAAACAAGAAAGAUAACCAAAAAAACAAAAAUAAAACCUUGUCAGGGAGGGACAAUACUUAUGGCAUUGAAGAAGAGUCUCUCAGCUUCUCUUCUUUCACCAUUUCUGAUCAUAUGUCUUGUUGCAUUGCUCUCUGUUCCGGUUUCUGUCGGAGCUCGCCGGUUAUUGGAAGAUCCUAAACUACCGGAGAUUCCGAAAUUGCCGGAAUUACCUAAACCGGAGUUGCCAAAGUUACCCGAAUUCCACAAGCCUGAGUUGCCUAAGAUCCCGGAGAUUCCACAACCUGAGCUGCCUAAGUUACCAGAGUUCCCCAAGCCUGAGAUGCCUAAGCUACCGGAGAUUCAGAAACCCGAGCUACCGAAGAUGCCUGAAUUGCCCAAGUUUUCAGAGAUUCAAAAACCAGAAUUUCCGAAGAUGCCGGAGAUUCAUAUGCCUGAGUUGCCUGAAGUUCCAAAGUUCGAAGCUCCGAAGUUGCCGGAAUUGCCAAAACCUGAAGAAACCAAAGUGCCGGCGUUUACAAUGCCAAAGUUUCCUGGAUCUCAUUAAGCCCACUAGUUAAUUAUAUCAGAAGAAGAAGAAGAAGGCCCAACUACUUUGGAACUCAGCCCAGAUUGUAAAAUUGUCGUAUUUUAUCAAUUGUUUGUGGUAACCUUUGUUGAGUUAUCGUUUGUUAUACACUCUCACUUGUAUUCGAUUAUGUAGUUCAGUAGUUGUAAUGCUUGAUUACCAUCUCGUUGUAUAUCUUAUAAUUUAAAUAUACUUUUAUUGUGGAUCGUGUUAAUAA